Molecule: messenger RNA, 704 nt
Organism: Aspergillus sclerotioniger CBS 115572
Lineage: Eukaryota; Fungi; Ascomycota; Eurotiomycetes; Eurotiales; Aspergillaceae
Exons: 1
Coding region: 169-615 (148 amino acids)
Source: RefSeq, a predicted model, not a curated record
CUGGCAGAUUACGACUCCAUAAUCGCCUUUGUGGACCGAUGUCGUCGAGAUCUACCGCGAAUUGAUUACGCGAUCUUGAACGCCGGGGUGCAGCGGAGCAUAUUUGAGCGGAAUGAGAAGACCGGCCACGAGUCGGUCUUUCAGACAAACUACCUUUCUACGGCUUUGAUGACACUUCUCCUCGCAUCGCUUAUGAAAGAGAAGAAGCGGCAGCAGCAACCCUCUGUCCUGACUGUCGUCGGCUCCGACACGAUGUACUUCAGCAAGCUGCGCUUACCCACAACCGGUUCUCUAUUCCACCUAAUGGACCGCCCCGACACAUUUGACCGGUUUCAACAAUACAUGAAUACAAAACUCCUUCUGAUGAUGUUCGUCGUUGAACUCGCAGCUCGCGUCAAUCCAGCCGAUGUAAUCAUCAAUGUCUGCAACCCAGGCCUGACGUACGGAACAAACCUGGGUCGCGAGGCGAAUAGGGUUGCGCGGGUCAUCAUGCGCCCAGUGGUAAGGGCCCUCGGGCGGCCAUUGCAUGUGGGUGCGAGUGUGUAUGUCCAUGCGCUGGUGAUGGAGGGCAUCGCAAGCCAUGGAGGGCAUCGCAAGCCAUGGAAGGUUUGUUAGCGAUUGGGCUCUAAAACCGUACGUAGCCAUUUUCUUUUAUUCGAGGGGUGACUUCCUGCGAAGACUGACCGACUGUCCAGGUACGCUGC